CUUUAAAGCAACUUGAUGGAGAAAACUAGAGGAUUCCCUUUAAGAUGACACGCACAGACCCGCCUGACCUACUGCUAUCAACUGUGCAUCGAGAUAUAAAAGUGAUUCCCAUUUGUUCACAUUACAAGUCCCUUCAACCCUCCAAACAAUGUGAUUCUCUAAAUUACAACACACUGGAGGACAGUAAGAGUAAAGUCAAUAAGAGGCACUGCCAUACCUUUGACUAUAAGUCAUUGGAGUACCCAAGCUCACGCCAAUAUUCAAUGGAGUCCCCAUACAGGAAAGCUGAAAGGCACGCAGCCAACCAAGAUGUUGCCUGGGAUUCCUUGGGCCGCCAACAGAGAUAUCGCUUUUCUGCUCCAGACAUAUUUAGCCAUAGGUUGACUUCUCAACCAAUGGCCACUGAUAUGGCAAGUGAGGUAGUCGUCCCUGAGCAAAAAAGAAGGACCAGGUCAAAAAGUGCCCCUCGGGUCCAGACCAAUCUCACCCCUGUGUCUUUUGAAAGGUGCUCUUCAUCAGGGAGGAAGGGAAGGGAGUACCAAAGGGCUGCAAGAGACUCUCACUGGAGACAAGAAGUAUCACCGCGCAGGGAAACAUCGUACGCUGCAACAAGGGCGCACAAGCACGAACUACAUCCCAUUAAGUUGCAACCUCAAAUGGGCGACAGCAGUAGAUAUUCACCUCACUAUGCUGCCGAUACGACUGAAGAUGGAGGGAUGGAUAAACCAGCAACUAGCCCUCAUGUCAGGUGCCGGAUGGACAUCAAACCGGAUGAUGCAGCCUUACAUCAUUCUGGACAGAAACAGUCUACACCACAAAUGGACAUUCCGUGGCAGAGGCACCACAGUGCAGGGAGUAGGAGUCUGACUGUACCACGCCAUUUCUCCUACUCAAGAACACCAACCCCCACUGACUCAUUAGGUCCAGAGAGUAGGCAAGCUUAUCAAUAUUCCCGCAGCAUGCCAAACACUUUCUUACAAUCCAUGGAUAUCCCCUCACAAAGAAUGCCUCCAUCGGGUGAUUACUACGGAAGGGAAAGAAGAGCUCACUCGAGUCCCAGCGUGCCAACAAAGUUCUUUUAUGCAGACAACCCCGGGCGAUAUGUGACAACUGUUCAACCAACCUCGUACUAUCACGACGAACGUUACACACCGGGACAAGCAUAUACUCCCAAAGUGCAAUAUGUGCAAGAUCCAAGGACUCGAAUGGUGCAUGCUGUCACUACAAGACCUUAUUAUCCUGAGAUGGAGUCCUAUCCAUACUCUGUGCAAACAGGCUAUCCCAAAACCUACACAGCAAAUGAACCAGGGCCAUACAUUAUACAGACACCUCCAACUAGAAUGUUUUAUGGGGACGAUCCAAGAUCUUAUCAAAUCCAGACUGCUCCACCAAGGUUUUACUAUCCCAGUGAUGUGUAUGCAAUGCCACCCGAGCAUCACGUCCCAGCGAGGGCAUAUUACACAGAAGGUCGAAGACAUGCUCGAGUUAUUCAGGCUCAAACAGAUGACUGGUACGGCUCAGAAGCCUCUGGUUAUUCCACUAAUCCUGCCUCUUACGUAUCUCAAGUCACUCCAACCAGAGUCCGGCAAGAGCCUGCGUUAGCACAUUGGUACACGAACCCGUGUGUAGAACCUCAAAGAAUCGGCACAGAUUCCAAAUCUUACUCAAGGUCCUGGGACAAUAUUCUCAACUAUCAUGGAGAGAAGGAGCAACCUCCUCCUGUGCAGCGGCGUCAGAGCUAUGAUGAUCUUAUUGACUCCAGGAAGCCUGCGGUGGACGCAGCUGACAAGCCAGAACCAGUGGUUGUCAAUCUCUCCAGUUCCCCAAGACGCUAUGCAGCCUUAUCAAUGUCUGAUAACUCACUAAUUGACAAAAGUCCAACAGAGACGGUAAAGAGCAGCACCAGUAAACUCUGGUUUGUCACUCCAGAGAUAACAAUCACCGACAAUGACAUUCAACCAGGGAAACUUAAUAAGGCUGAAGGGCGGUCUGCCAGCUGGGAUGUUCUUGACUCCAGAAAUAUCAAGGGUCCAGAAUUGUCUCAGUGUGACUUUGAAAGCGCAACCAAAGAGAAGACACAUGACAACGCCUCACUACAGCAAAGCCUAGAACAACUUGACGAGCUUCUUGCAGAUCUUGUGACAGACUACAAGCCGCCUAGCAGAAGGGCCAGUGAAGACAUUCUGGAUCAACUCAAGAAGUUGAUUGACGAAGAGGAAGCAGCGUCGCUGUCCAGAAAGAGCUCAAAGGCAGGUGCGGAGGAACCGCCACCUCUUGACAAGCAGCCAACCUCCAUACGAAUGAAUCCAGAUGCUUUUCUAGAUAUGGAUGCAGCCAGUGACGCUAUGAAGAGUGCAGAUGAGUGUUCCCCAGAUCAGAGCCCAGACGAGGACGAUACGAUGAUGUGCUCCAACAACAAAUGUCGGAGGACAGAGACCCUUUUCAACGCUUGCUUAUAUUUUAAAUCCUGCCACAGCUGCUACACCUACUACUGUUCCCGUAACUGUCGCAGAGAGGACUGGGACAUUCAUAAAGAAAGCUGCUUGUAUGGAAGAAUGGGCAGCACAUGUCGUCACAUCAUCAAGCACUGCCGGGAGACUGUCGAAGUCCACAAAGCCUUUUCACGUAUAGCAAAAGUCGGCUACCUUUCUCGGGGUAGAGGAGUUCUCUUUCUUGGUUUUCCAAAUCCAGCCUCAUCCAGUAAUUUUCUGCAGUAUGGUUUGGACAGUCUACAUAUGUCUCCUACCUACCUAUCUCUUCGGGAGCUUGAUAGCUUCAGGGACAAUCUGGGGGAGUACUGCAAAGAGCUGCAGCAAGCUGGUAAAGAGUACGACCCAAAUGAAUGCUUCAUCCUGAAUGUAUCCAUUGCUGUAGGUGAGCAACUGCCUGAUGGGCCGUCGCCAAGGAACCAAGCUCCAACUGUGAGAAAAUAUGCAAAGGUCGCCCUGGCCUCCUUCAGCCCCGAGCGGAAAGUUCAGAAGAAAGAAAGUGACAUGGAGACGCUGAUCCUCACGCCACCGCCAGGAACGGCAGAUAUCGACAAAGAGGGAGAGGAAGGCAGGAAGGCCAGGGAAAUCUGUUUCAUCAACAUACAGCGAGAGCUGAGAAUCCGAGGGGUUUUCCUACGCCACGAAUAUCCACAAGUGUAUCAGCAGCUCUGUGAGUUUGUGGAAAGUAACAGAAGGUUCACGCCCACAACCAUCUACCCUAUUGAUAAAAGGACCGGUAAACAGUUUAUGUGCAUGAUUAUGGCUGCGUCCGAGCCCAGGACCUUGGACUGGGUAGGCACCCCGCAUCUCCUAGAUGACAUUAUUUAAGUGCGUCUUUUGUUGUAAAUAUAUAUAUGUAUAGAAAUACAUAUAUAUUGUUACACAUAUUUAUAUAUCAGUCCAAUCAGAAACAUUUGCAGAUAAGUAUUUUGUUAUCCAAAUGAUAUAUAUUCAUGCCUGCUUGGUCAGUAUUAGUCUUUAUGAGAAUAAUUCCUGUCAGGUGGAGAAUGAGUACAUUACAUUUCCGUUUAUCCGCCACAAGUCGUUCAUCUCCUGUAGAUCCUGGUCAUGUACUGUUACAACACAUUUUUUUUAUUGUUAACACAAACGUGUAUGUUUUUCAUAACUCUGCCUCGUGACAGUGACAGAGUCCGCUGGUGAAAAAUGACUUAUUUUUCAUACACAUACUUCAAUGGUAUACCUUUCAGAAAAUGUGAUUAUUGUUUAUUUUUUUAGUUAUGUAAGAAGUACUUUCUAUGCAAAGUUACAUUAUGACUCAUAUUAUAUUAUAUUAUAUUAUAUUAUAUUAUAUUAUAUUAUAUUAUAUUAUAUUAUAUUAUAUCAUAUUAUUCUGAUACAUACAAACUUUUACUGGCAACGGAAAUCCUCAUCCUAAGUAAAUAAAUAAAAGUGAAAGAAAGAGAUAGUCGUGCUACUGUAAACAUAUAUAGAAACAGACAUUAAGUCUUAACGUUACUUAGGUAGAAAUACUAUAUUGAAAUUUAAAAAUGUUUUGUUCCAUUACUGAGUCUAAUGUGCUUUGGAGACUAACUUUAGUAGUUCUUUAAUUCUGCAGAGCAGGACUAGGAGUGUUGCUGAAGCAAACUCCACAAUGGAUAUUAAAGGGGUAGUUCAGUGUUUUUUUGAAGUGCUGUUGUAUGGACACAGCCUGUGUUCAGGUGACCCGGGCUCUCGCUGUCACUGAUAACAUGACUGUCGUGCAGGGACACAAGAGAAAAUGGAUUUCAGCCACUUUACAGAAUACUUACCAAAUCAAGUCCAGACCUGCUUUGGUCUACAGUACUUUAAGAAUACGUUAGCUGCUUCUUUUCUCAAGUUUCUCAGUGAGCUUUGGUGUCAGAGAAUAAGCAGAUUAAAAGCUGUCAAACUCAAAUGACUUGGGGGCAAAUGAGCAUAGUCUGGUCAAGAGGGGGCGGUUCUAGAGGAAGAAAGUGGGUAACUAGAAACAUAUGUAGAUAGAAUUAUGAGAGCAUUUUGUGAAAUGGCUAAAUGUGAUGAGUGACAGUGUGGAUACCUCGUGCGAUCGCACGUCACAAAGCCUGAACUACCUCUUUGAAAUGGUGCCAGUUACCAGCCACACAGUAGGUGUCGGCGUGUACUGUUCAGUUUUAAACACUGUGAAUAGUAACUUAUCUACUACGAAAAGAAAACUUGGUGUAAUACCAAAAAAAAACAUGCAAUUUCUUAUAACACUGAAGUUGUAUUUUUGCAAUAUAUUUGCAAAUUUAAAAAAAAAAGAAAAAAAGAAGAAGAUCUGAAUUAGCAGCAGGAGUUAUUGUCCUUAGAACAAAAUGAGCCCGAUGUGGCACAGUAGCUAUUAUGGUACAUUCAAUGCUUGAAGGUGGCAUUUGUUGUGUAUUUGUGCUGCACUAGAUUUUAUUAUGUGUGAUUUAAACUGCCCUGCAACCUCCUUUUUGGUUUAAGCAACUCACCACCACCACCACCACCGCCGCUGCCUUGCUCAGUGGUCGCAGAAACAUUGACUCAGCCACUCGUCCUCUUUGUUCUUUCUUGUUUUGAUACGCAGUGCAGUUUGGGUUUUAUUUCCUGACGACACGCCACUGAUGAUUUGAAACGGAUCAAACUGACUGGUACAGCGUGUGAGUUGCAUGUUGCACAUGAGUAUCCUUGAUUUUUCCCUUUCAAGUGUGAUGGACAAACGUUUGUCCAUCGUGAGCUGACCCUGCUCCUCAUGUAAAGUGGGAAGGAUGUUAAGCCAGUGGGCCCCUGGGCACAGACUGGAAAAGCCCCCCACCCCCACCCUACCUAUCCUGUACAGCAGUACAAAAAUGAAGUAAAUUUAAGGAAUCUCAAAGAUUCAUGUGCUAUUUGUCAGGCAACACCUGGCUAAUAAUAAAAUAAUAAUACUAAUAAUAAUGUGAUUGAGGGGCCCUAUUAGACCUAUCACAUAACCUAGCCCUAAACAGAAGUCACAUAAUAACCUGUGGUAUUCGGCUGAGGGGCCACAAUAAUAGAACAUAUCCUGUGGUAUAUGAUUGAGGGGCUCUAUCGUGAUGUGUCCCAUCACAUAACAAUGUGUUAUUUGGCUUCAGGGCCAGAUGAAUAACAUAGUCGUGAAGAUAUCGUGAUAGUAGCACGGAGGCUUCAGGGUCUCCCGAGUCCUUGGGCCCCAGGUAAUCCAUCCUUGGAUAUAAAUAUUAAAAAGGCUCAGUUUGUGGUAAAUGGACAUUUUUACGACACUGGACCUUUAACUAAGCUAACGGGGACGUACGAGUGAUUCCAAACUGACCCCAUUUAAAACAAAGACAUGAAGGAGUGUUUGUCAAAAGUUGAAUAAGCUGUUUCUCUGCAGUCAUCGUCCAUUAGAUUUUCCCCCACUUUAAAACAAACUUAUUCCUCAUUCAUUCAUUCAGCUUCUCCAGAGUUUUCCAGGCAACAUAUAAUGAAACUUGAAGCACACACACACACACACAGUAUGUGUUUGGCCGUGCUGUACAGAUCCAGUGGAGACGUCACUGGCUGCAUGUGAUUCUGUUUAUUUUCUAUGAUCUCAUUUAACCGGUGAUCGUGACUUGCUCGACGAAUGGACUUGUGAAAGUGAAAACUACUAUGCUGUGUAAGUAGAAGCAACUGAAUUUUACAUAACUAUUUUUAUUUUAGGUUUUUUCUUUAUGGUUUUUUUUUGGUCAACUGUUCAAAAGUUAAAAAGAGCUUGUGUCAAAACGGCAACAAAGACCAGACCUCACGUGUGGAGAAGAAUCCUGUAAUCUUGUAUUUUUUUAUACUUUCAACGUACGUGUCCGAGUGUGUCUAUUUAUAAAUCAUAUCUAAUAAAUGGAAUGAGAACUCUG
Solea senegalensis (Senegalese sole) is the source of this 6322-nucleotide messenger RNA. RefSeq names its product apical junction component 1 homolog (gene ajm1). Gene Ontology annotation, cellular component: plasma membrane; apical junction complex. The record is from RefSeq and is a predicted model, not a curated record. Lineage: Eukaryota; Metazoa; Chordata; Actinopteri; Pleuronectiformes; Soleidae. The transcript has a single exon. Gene Ontology annotation, biological process: cell-cell junction organization. Bases 45 to 3317 code for a protein of 1090 amino acids.